AGCCAUUUUGGAUCAAGGUUUUUCGGAUCGCCAUUCUGCCGGCCCCGCAGCAGGCUGCGGUUUCUUAAAGCACCAAUGGCGCGCCCAGUGGCCCUCUGCGCCGCCGCGCUGGCGGCCCUGGCGCUGUGCGCCGGGCCUGGCUUCGUCUCCGGCCCCGCCGCGCAGCAGCAGCGCGAGGCCAGCGUUUCCGCAGGCGUUCUCCGCAACAACCAGUUCGAGGACAUGACCGCCUACGACGCGCCGAGGCGCAAGCCAAACUUCAACGGCAUCCGCACGGGCCUCAGCGACCUCCUGAAGCCUCUCAACAGCGAGUACGGCGUGACCGCCAAGGAGGACAGCCCCGCCACGUACGUGGUGCUGGUGUUUGCGAUCGUCAUGCUGUUCCUCUUCUACACGCUGCUGCUGCUGAUCAACAACCAGUCCGUGCUGCUCCCGCCAGAGGAUGAGUUCGACGAGUACGUGGCGAACUUCCUGCCGUACUUCUUCUUCGGGGAGCGGUGAUUCGUGGGGGCUGCGCGGGGGCCACGCGCCAGCCGCGGGGUUGCAAACGCCUGGAGCCGCGUGCGCCCCAGGAAAAGUCGAC
Molecule: messenger RNA, 583 nt
Organism: Prorocentrum cordatum
Lineage: Eukaryota; Dinophyceae; Prorocentrales; Prorocentraceae
Source: the annotation of a GenBank genome assembly